CUUGUCUAUAGAAGCCCUGGUGUGCUCCUCGUUGUGUCAACAAAACCUCUUCUCUCCAAGCCAACAACCAUCCCAAAAGCGGAAUCUACUUCUUGGAGAUCUUUUUUUCCCUCCUUACAACUACAAAGAGUAUCUUGCAUAUUGCGAUCAGAAUACUUGAGGCGAUACAAUGGCCGGACAACAGCGAAUACUCCCUACUUAUCAAACUGUAGGAGGGCGCCCAUUCUACCUAUCAACAAAAUCACUCCUCUCCAAGCCGACGACCACUCACAUAUUCGACGUUCGAACUUCAAGUUUAGGGUAGAUGAGGGUGCUCGUGGUAGUGGUGGUGAUAAACCGCCAUGCCUAUGA
This is a messenger RNA of Colletotrichum acutatum, 351 nucleotides long. RefSeq lists its product as uncharacterized. The record is from RefSeq and is a predicted model, not a curated record. The transcript has 2 exons. The annotation marks the transcript as partial. NCBI's taxonomy places the organism in Eukaryota, Fungi, Ascomycota, Sordariomycetes, Glomerellales, Glomerellaceae.